AUGGUUGACACGACACAUGAGCAGAUUUGUCUGCGGGAUCCUAGCUUGGCGUGCAACGCUGCCGACGUGAUUACGAACUCGCCCAUCGACGUGGCCGUUGGCCCGACCAUCAACCGACCACUACCUUGCUCUGGUCAAGGUACUCGAUCCCUGCUCUUGGUCGGUAUGGGACCCCCCGGCCUUGAUUUGCGCGCCUCCCGUCAAUUCAGCGGAUCCUGGUUGUCGUUCCGGGAUCCGUUCACUACUUCACCACGAAUCCACGUUGUGCUUGAGUGCGCCCGAGCCUGGUUAACGGCAGCUGCUAUCUUGAUUGGCAUCCAAAGCACCCGUUCCUAUCGGAUACCAGCGUACAGUUGUGGCCCUAUCCGCCGGGGAAAGCUGGCCAUCAUCCGCCUUGGCCGUAGCAACGUCAGCGAUCGCCGACUUUUGCCCAAGGGCCAUCGCGACGGAGCGAUGAGGGGAUUGGCAACGACCUGA
This is a messenger RNA of Aspergillus homomorphus CBS 101889, 477 nucleotides long. RefSeq lists its product as uncharacterized. NCBI's taxonomy places the organism in Eukaryota, Fungi, Ascomycota, Eurotiomycetes, Eurotiales, Aspergillaceae. Bases 1 to 477 code for a protein of 158 amino acids. The transcript has a single exon. The record is from RefSeq and is a predicted model, not a curated record.